AUAUAUUCGUUUUGUACGAACCUCUACACGGUAAAAAAAAAAAAUCAAUGUUAUAUGUUGUACUGCAUAUUUGCUCGAACAACAUCCGGAGGUUGCGUUUCAGGUAAGCAGGUACAGGUGGAGUUAAAGUUGUCCAUGGGUGGAGUUUAACUUGGCGCAGCAACAAUUCACAGAGCGAACUUUGAAACUUGGUGCGAACUUACGGCAUGGCUACUGAUUUUACUCAAGAUUCGCUUUUGGGCUUUCUCCAAAGUAACGGCGGAAAGGUUAAAAACUUGGAGCUGUUGUCUCAUUACCAGACAUUCCUGCGGGACCACGAAAACAAAGGGCAGAACAGGGAGAUGUUCAAAAAGUUUGUCAACUCCGUAGCUGUUGUAAAGCAAGAGGAGGGAGUGUCAUAUAUUGUUCUGCGGAAGACAUAUUUGCGGCUCGCUGGAGACUUCAACGCACCAAAGACUGGUCGAAAGCCUGAGCAAACGGUGAGGGGGAAAGAACGAUCACCGCGGGCUGAGGGAAACCAGGACGCGUUUCUUGGUUUGACCGAGAGCCAUGUCCAGACAAAGUCGCAGAGGGAAUUGCAUGUUCCGCAUAGCAGUACCAACCAAAUCAACACAGCUCAAUGUUUGCCGGUGGCAGGAAUUCUGAACAACAACAAUGUGGAUACAGUUAACUUUGAAAAGCCAAUUCAAAACUCGUCUCCGUAUGCGUGCGGCCGCGCACUACCACAGAUAUCCAACACAGAGGAGCUAUUCCCAUGCAAUACAGAACCUAAAGUAUCAAAACAGGGCGAGAAGAACUUUAAAGCAGAGCCCGUUAAAAGAGCCUCGAAGCUACCAGAACUGUGUAACAAACUUAAGUACGCUGAGGCUACACUUGGCCAGCCAAAAGAACCAAUUGCUCCAAAUAUCCUACACCCACAUGCGGUGGAGUUGGAGGAAUCUCCUCUUCAACAAGUCGAGCUGCAUGCAGUCCCUAGGCAGGUGCCCAGCAAUGGAGCAAAGGAUCACGGGAGGUCUAACGCAGCAGCAGCCCCAUGGCCAUUGCACCCUACGCUCGAACACGCUAGUAGAAUCUCAACUUCAUCCCCCUGUAUAUCUGCCAGGCCUGCCGCAAAAUACCCACAUGCUCAGCCUGACUCGGCACUCACACGUAGCAAUGGUAGCAUUGCCGGUCACAGACCACAGGAGGUGGAGAGUGGAGCCGCUUCACUGGUUAACUCUCAGCCUCGUCACAGCAGCCUGCCCCUGGAGGAAGGCUACCACAGUCCUCCCGCUGCUGCUCCUGGGUACGUGGACCUCCAUCACAUCCACCACCAGGCAGUUACUGGGUUAUCUUCCAGCCGGGUCAGUCUUGUCCCUUCCUCGACAGGCUCCCCUGAGUGGCCACAGGGCUCGUCUGUCGGGGAAUGGACGAGCGAUGAGGAGCUGGACUCCAGAGGUCCCUCUGGUGAGCAAGGGUUUAAAGUUCACAGCAUGCUCCAUCGCGCCGAGCAGGCCAGAAGGCUUUCUCUCAUGCAUCGCACGGAGAGGAAUGGCAUGGCGUGGCAUCACUCAACGGGCGAUCUCGACACCCAGAAUAUCUCUGCCAUGUCGUCAUGGAAUCACUCUGCCAGUCAUCUAGACAACCAGGAGUCCUCUUCAUCAAGGCAUCACUCCAUGGGGAAUCUCCAUGACGACCAGGUGGAGCCGGAGGCAGGCCAACCCGGGAUUACGCCGGAGCCAGUGCUGCGACCCUCUGUCCGGCGCCUCAAGAGCAAACUCCGCAGCCGCAUGUGCCGCAGCCUGGGGGCCGAUCUGGACCAGCCGUUCACGGAGGACAGCACCUCGGCCCGCCACAACAGGCUCCAUCUCCUCUCCACCUCCCUUAACUUCCGCUACCCCUUCUCUACCGGCUCCUCCACCCCCCCGCGGACCAACAGCCACAGGGACCUGGCCGCGUCCCCCGCCCCCAGCGGCAAGAGCUUCUCCUCCAGCGGCAACGUUCACGACGGCAGCUACUUCCACAGGCAGGCCCUGGUCCCCCUGGAGUCCAACGAGCACGACUGGCUUGUGAGGGGAGCCGCGGGCACCUGGACCGAGAUCUACUCCCUCUUCAGAGAGGAGCCCAGCCUGCUCACCAAGAGGGACUUCGUCACGGGAUACACCGUGCUGCACUGGGUAGCCAAGCACGGAGACCACAGGGUCCUCAACACACUCUGGUACGGCGUCGAUAAGAUGGGGAUGGCUUUUGACAUCAACUCCAAGACCACGUGCGGCUACACGCCGUUGCACUUGGCUGCUCUCCACGGCCACAAGAUGAUGAUCCGCCUGCUGGUGCACAAGUUCAAGGCCAACGUCUCCCUGAGAGACACCAGCGGGAAGAAGCCCUGGCAAUAUCUCGGAGGCAAUGCCCAGGGAGAUCUGCUGCAGCUUCUGGGGGCGCCGCUAAGGGCUGGAGGCGCCACCGGGGCAAAGUUCACCACGCCGACCACUCCACUUUCCUCUGUUGAGCGCCUAGCGACCCCCUCCGGAGCUGUGAAACGAUCCGCGUCCAUCGCUGCUUUCCUGAAGCCCAAGUCUCUGUCGAGAAGCACAGGCCUCCACUUGGAGUCCUUUAUGUGAGAGUGAGUGACUGGACCCACCACCAAGCCUAGGCCUCUGCUGGGAAUCUGGGUGGUCUUACACCUGACUGGUUUUACGACUCAGAAACGGUUUGACUUCUGUGGUUCAAAUAUUUCUCCCUCCAUUGAUUAGUAGGUGCUGACCGCUCAUGAACUGGAGUCCUACAUGAACUUUCCGUAUUUCAAGGUUCAAAUGUAGAAUUAAGGAGCGGAAACUGGAAAGCUGCCAUGUUUUAAUGGGAAAAGGUAUUUUAAAAAGUAUGUCACGUUUGCGGCUUCGUCUUACUGACUUAAUAUCAUCAUUGUUUACAAAUUAGAAUUUGGCGGAUUAUCACAGGAAAUUUUAUAUGCACCCAUGUUUUAUUUUUCUCUGUCCUCAGGCACUCUUUCUGUAUCAGGCACCAAUGUGAUUAUGUCAUGGUAAACGGCUAACACAGUUAAUGUUUAACCUAUCCUUGAUUUGACCUCACACAGUGCAAGGCUAUGGAGUGUACGAAACGCCUUCAAAGGCUGGUGGGGAUACUGUCAGACAUUGACUGACAAUGGAGUGUGGGAGAGAGGGAAGUUUUAGCCGGGAUAAAGCCUCUUUCCCCGCCUCUCCCUCUCGGUAUGCUGGCUGUCAGCCAUGAAUGUGGUGUUCCGGUGGAGGGUCAAAAUGAAAGGCCUGUUGUUGGAGCUCCUGGGCUGGUCCAUGUGGGACUUGAUGAGGCAUGUCGGGGGAAACGUGUCCUUUGUGUUGCUUUUUACGGCUCUUCAAUAGAGCUUCCAGUUGCCUGGCUGGAGAAGGACACCUUAUUGGGGGAGAUGAGUUGAUAAUGGCACACUCACUCUCAUCUUCAAAAUACGGAACAGCUUGAAAGUAUGGUCCCUCAUAUCUUAUCUCUUAUCUGGGUGUAUUACUCUUCUUGAGGACAUGUUGGUACUUGUCACUGGGUGUGUUUGGUUGAAUUAAUACAGUAUUUAUUUUGUUGUAAAACCUGUCAGGACUUUGCGUCAGUUAGGUAACAUGCCAUCAUGUCACCCUGUCUUACUGUAUGAAUAAAGGCACCUAAUUGUA
This is a messenger RNA of Osmerus eperlanus (European smelt), 3656 nucleotides long. Its product is annotated as ankyrin repeat domain-containing protein SOWAHB-like. The coding region runs from base 207 to 2600 and encodes 797 amino acids. The record is from RefSeq and is a predicted model, not a curated record. NCBI's taxonomy places the organism in Eukaryota, Metazoa, Chordata, Actinopteri, Osmeriformes, Osmeridae. Gene Ontology annotation, molecular function: protein binding. The transcript has a single exon.